UCGGCGCGCAAAGCGGGGAGGGGGCGUGGCCACGGUGGCUUCCUGCGCGGGGUGCGGGGCCGGGACCGGGUCUCGGAACGGGAUCGGGGGCUGAGUGCGGCACUGGGCUGCCGGGUCCAGUUCCGGUACUGGGUUCGAGAUUAGGGUCGAGCCGGAGGGGUCCCAGCACCGCACCCUGCCCCCCCCUGCACCCCCCCCCAGCAUGGCGCAGUGGCAGGAGGUGCAGCAGUUGCCCCCCGCCCACCUGGAACGCGUGCACCAGCUGUACACCAACGCCGCGCUGCCCAUGACCGUAAGGCAGAGCCUGGCGGACUGGAUCGAGGACCAGGACUGGCGGCAGGCGGCCGAGCCCUUCUCGUCCCACGCGCGGAUGCUGUUCCACUCGCUGCUGGCGCUGCUGGCCGAGCAGCUGGGCAGCCUGGGGCCGGGCGAUGAGGACUUCAUGCUGAAGCACAACCUGCGCAAGGCACGCCUCGACCUGCAGGUCCCCAUCCCAUGUCCCCAUGUCACAUCCCUGUGUCCCCAUCCCAUGUCCCCAUCUCACAUCCCUGUGUCCCCAUCCCAUAUCCCCAUCUCACAUCACCGUGUCCCCAUCCCACAGGAUGGUGCUGCAGGUUUCUCCUUCUGGGCCUGGCUGGAUGGGAUCCUGGCACUGCUGCACGACCACCUGAAGCAGCUCUGGAAGGACGGGCUCAUUCUGGGCUUCGUGAGCCGCAAACAGGAAAAGAAACUGCUGAAGGUGAAGCGGACGGGGACGUUCCUGAUUCGGUUCAGCGAGAGCGUGCUGGGGGGGGUCACCUGCACCUGGGUGGAGCACCCUGAGAACGGACCCCCCGCCUUCCGCGCCGUCGUCCCCUACACCGCGGCCGAGCUGGCGUCGCUGGCGCUGCCCGACAUCAUCCGCGAUUACCAGCUGCUGGCGGAGGAGAACAUCCCCGAGAACCCCCUGCUCUUCCUCUACCCCGACACCGCCCGUGACGAAGCCUUCGGGCCCUACUACAGCCAACGGCACGAGGGUACGGCGCGCUGCAGCGCGGCACGGUGCACGGGGUGUGCCCGCAGGCAGCCCCACGAGACGUGGCAGACGGAGGAGGAGUUGGUGGGGGCCACGGAGGACCUGGAAACGCUGCGGUUGAGGAGCGGUGGGCAACAGCCCGUGAACCCGGGGACAGUGCCGGGGGGGGGCAGGACCCCCGGGACACCGCAGGCCGUGAGCCCGGGGCUGCAGCAGGUGGUGGCUGCAGGACUGGGGAUGCAGCAACCAGGACCUCAAGUCCCGGUGCUGCCGUCCCUGCAGCAAUUGGAGUCGGGGGGCUUGGGAAUGCUGCAGACAGGGAUGGGGGUCGUGGGGCCGCCCGUGGUGCUGCUGCAAGUGGGACCGAGGGGGCAGGAGGUGCUGCCCACGGGGGGCAGUGCCAUAGGGCCGCUGCUGGGGAGCGGUGCCGUGGGGCUGCUGCCGUCGGGGCUGGGGGACCUGGAGGGGCUGCCGCUGCAGGAGCUGGAGCUGGAGGCGGGCACGGGGCAGCUGGAGGCGACGGAGCCGCUGCCCACCCUGGACGGUGCGUGGGGCCGACGGACAGCGCCGUGCUCCUGGACCACCACGACCCCUUCCUGCCACAGCUUGAGGACGUGGCUUUGCCCGCUGCCUCCUCGCUCUUCGCUGCCGAUGCUGAUUUCCCACCGCUCCACAUCGACGCCAGCGAUUUCCAGUGACCCCUCCCGGCCCCCCCGUGUAAAUAAACCCCUUCCUCCCCAUCUGCCCGUGGUGCUGUUAGGGCAGCCCUGGUGCGGCGCUGUAGCAGAGAGCAGCUCCUCGUUGCCCAGCCCUUUAUUAGAAACCCAUAAAUACCCCAUAUAAAUAGG
Messenger RNA from Numida meleagris (helmeted guineafowl), 1863 nucleotides. It is a transcript of the gene STAT2, whose product is annotated as signal transducer and activator of transcription 2. The record is from RefSeq and is a predicted model, not a curated record. Gene Ontology annotation, biological process: regulation of transcription by RNA polymerase II; regulation of cell population proliferation; defense response. Lineage: Eukaryota; Metazoa; Chordata; Aves; Galliformes; Numididae. The transcript has 8 exons. Bases 203 to 1858 code for a protein of 551 amino acids. Gene Ontology annotation, molecular function: RNA polymerase II cis-regulatory region sequence-specific DNA binding; DNA-binding transcription factor activity, RNA polymerase II-specific.